Messenger RNA from Phyllotreta striolata, 2183 nucleotides. The record is from the annotation of a GenBank genome assembly. NCBI's taxonomy places the organism in Eukaryota, Metazoa, Arthropoda, Insecta, Coleoptera, Chrysomelidae.
GUUUUUCCUCAAAUAUAAACUGUUCAGAAAUCAAAUAGACAAACAAACAGUAAACGAAAUAAAUAAAAAAAUGAAUAUUUUUCAUUUAACGUUUAUUUUGACUCUUUUUCUAGUUUUACCGGAUCGUAGAGAAAGUUGCCCGUGUUUACCAUCAUCAAUAUAUAUGGGGAAUUUUCUCAUAUUUAAUAAUUUAACUGAGUCAAAAAAUGGUACGCCACUUGCAAUAAGUAAUAUUAUUAAUCAAUUACAACUUCACAAGACAAUAUCGGAUCAAAAGGAACAAAAUAAUCAAGCGACUAAACCAAUAACAUCUACGGCUACUUCUACACCAAAAUCAAAACUCGUAUCAACCAUUUCGACAAUACCUCCAACAAAAGAAUCUGCAACCCAAUCUACAAUACUAUCAACAAUACCGUCCUCAUUACCAUCCACACCAGUAUUUUCAACACAAACUAUAAUACCAUCAACGAUGCAAUCCAUAGAGCCGGUAUUGUUAGAAUCGCCAAAUUCGAUUUAUCAGGAUCUAAUCAAUGAACUUUUUGACAAAAAUGCAACGAAACAACUACCUUUACCAUUAACAAUACAAACAGUAUUACCAUCAACAACUCAGUCUAUGUUCCCUUUAACAAGCUCAGAAACCAUAACAUCUAUUAAUUCACCAAAAAGGCCUGAAGAAACAUCACUACCGUUUUAUGAAGGCCUGUUAAAAGAACUUUUUGAUAAAAACCCAACUAAAGAACCGCCAUCACCAUCUAUACCACCACUUUCAACAGAAACUGCAGUACCAACAACAAAUCCGUCUGAAGUUGGGUUAAUAAGCAAGCCAGAAGAAUCGUCGCAAUCGUUUAUUAAAGGUACGCUGUUGGGGUUGUUUAAUCCAAACACAACGAACCAGCCACCUACAACACAAUCAACAACUCAGUCUGUAGUUGGGUUAAUAAACAAGCCAGAAGAAUCGCCACAAUCGUUUAUUGAAGGUAUGUUGUCGGGGUUGUUUAAUCCAAACACAACGAACCAGCCACCUAAAAUACAAUCAACAACUCAGUCAGUACUUGGAUUAUUAAACAAGCCAGAAGGAUCGUCACAAUCGUAUUACAAGGAUAUAAUGACGGGGAUGUUUAAUCCAAACACAACGAAACAGCCACUUACAACACAAUCAACAACUCAGUCUAUGGCAUCGUUUGUAUCACCAGAAGACACAUUGCUAUCAGUUAUAUCACCUGUGAACACAUUGCUAUCAAAUAUUCCAACUGCAAUGCCACAAGAGUCGCCAAAAUCGUUUUUUUCGGAUCUGUUCAAUCAACUCGUUGAUCCAGUUGUAACGAAACCGCCGUCUUUAGAUUUGGAAAUCUCUUGGGAUGAACCAUCUCAAUCCGAUUCUAACUUCAAUAGUAAUCCAACGACUAACGAAUAUAUGAAUAAUCCAAUGCAAUUCGAUCAAGAAUUUAGUAAUAAUCCACAGAUAGCAUUACCAUUUAAUCCAAAUUAUAACAAUCAAUAUCCAAUAAGUGAUCCUCUGGAUUAUCCAGCUCCAAAUAAUCAGUAUUCUUCCUAUUAUGAAUUUCCUCAAGUUUAUCCUGAAAUUAUGCCACCAGAAUAUCCAUAAAUACUACAAUUUGCAAAUUAAUCCUUACCACUAGAUUUUAGAGUGUUUGAUUAUGAUCAUUGUAGUUUAGUUAUAAACAAGUAUUUGAUGUUGCACCUAAAUAAUAAUAUUAUUUUUAUAUAAGUUUAGUUCAUUGCUAUUUUUAUUCCUACUUAAAUGUAAUAAAGAUUAAAUAAAUAAAAAAAAUAUUCUGUAGAGGCCUUUUAACAAGAGAUGACGAUUCUGAGAGGCAUAUACAUAUAGAUGAGUAAUUAUACUAUUGGUAGUAAAAUGCAUUUAUUAUAAAAAUAUACAAAAAAUCUUAUAUCUAGAAUUUUGUCAAUAAAAAAUAGGUAGGUAUGUACAAAUUUACAUUUUAUUUCAACCUUAGUAAUGGCAAUUAAAUUUUAUGUUUAAAGUUGCAUAAAAAUUUAACGAAUUCAACAUGAAUUCCUAAGAAAAAUACGAUGCUAAAGCUAAUAUUUAUCAACAAAUUUUAAAUGAACAACAUUUGGAAAGUUACGUACAUUUCUACUCGUAACACAAUAAAUAUAUUUAAUAAACUUUUCGAGAAAAACUACAAAACAUAACUACAAAU